Penaeus indicus is the source of this 2415-nucleotide messenger RNA. It is a transcript of the gene JTBR, whose product is annotated as protein JTB-like. The transcript is spliced from 4 exons. Gene Ontology annotation, biological process: mitotic cytokinesis. Gene Ontology annotation, cellular component: membrane; centrosome; spindle. Lineage: Eukaryota; Metazoa; Arthropoda; Malacostraca; Decapoda; Penaeidae. The record is from RefSeq and is a predicted model, not a curated record. The coding region runs from base 132 to 599 and encodes 155 amino acids.
CUUCCGUCCGUGAGUCUAAGCGACCACAUGACGAAAACAUUGAGGAUGUGGAUGUCAACGCAAUUAUGAUACACACAGGGAAGGACCCGAUGUGAAGGACUUGCUUUAUAUUUUCUUUCAAGUUCUUCAAGAUGAUUGAGUCCUGCUCGAAGAAACGAAUGGUUAUAGCCAUUGCCUGCCUUAUUAGUUUGUCAGUGCUUGUUUUGAUUAUUGAGAAUGAGCUUGCUCCUAAUGACACACGGCCCCACACCCACACCACUGCUCACCCCAACAUGACGCAGCGUGAUAUGUGCUACCUUCAUGAAGAGUUUAGUGAGCUUGAAGAGUGUCAGCCAUGUUCAGACCUUGAAACUAAAAGUGGAAGUCCAACGGUGUGUGGGUCAGCGAGCUAUCGCCAAAAAAUAAAAUGCAAAAAGACUGGAGAAGUUUUCAGAAAAUGUGACCGUGUGGUGUGGUUAGAAGAACGCCACUUUUGGAUCUUUGAGACAGUCAUGGGGGUUGUUGGGCUGGUAUCAGGUCUGGCAACAGUGUUUAGACAAAAGGUGUUAGACCAUCGCAUUUUGCAAAGAAUACAACGACAGGUGGCAGCUGGAGUAUAAUGUUGUUGUUUUUUUAUUAUUCAUUUAUUUAUUUUAUUUUAUUUAAUAAAUAUCCAGUUCUUUCCAGUGCAUUUGUUUGCAGAAAUUGAGAUGUAUUCAAGAUUAACAAAAUAUUGUUAAUUAGUAUUUUUCAUGGAUGAUAAGUAGUUAGUUCUUAUUUAUUAGUGUUAUUAUCAUUAGCACUAUUAUUAUUCUUAUUGUUAUUAUUGCUAUUAUUAUUAUUUAUUUCAUGUCCUUAAAGUUUGAAUGUUGAUCAAAGUGUUUUCACAUCUUUCUUUCUUUUCAUGUAAAUGUAACUCAAAGAAUAUGGUCAAACUUCUCCCAAUACAAAAUAUUUUCUAAUCUAUUUAUGAUAAGCACUGUAAAUUUGUUUUUAUUGUGCAGAAGGUGCAUAUGCUGAAGAUAUUUUUAUUUAUGAGCAAAUAUGUGGACAUGAAUUUGUAAAAAAAAUAUGGGUUAAAGAAAAGCUUCUAUUUUGUUAUAGAAAUGUGAGGUUGUGAAAGAUGGUUCGGCAGUUGAUUCAAGUUAGCUAAGGAAAUCACUUGAUGUUAUCAAAUCUCUUGUAGUGAAAAGAAUGGAAUAUAUAACAAUGGGCACUCCCACAAAUAUAAUACAGAAAUAUAAUUUUCUAAGUUACAGAAGUAUGAUUUUUUUUGUAGAAAGGAAAGGAUAAAUAUAUCAUGGUGUUCAUUUUUUACGAGCUUCACAGGGACGUUACUAAAGAUUCAUUGAUAAGGGGGGGGGCGGUAAGUUUUAAUGAAAGAGGUUUGAAUGUACUCCCCCUAGAUAUUUUUGGUCAUCAAACAGUGAAAAAUCUAUGGAAAUUUGUGGGCAAAAUUUGGCUGAAAGUAUACCUGUAUAGCUAUCUCAUUGCCUUUCUUACACACUUUAACCCCUUGAUGAUUAAUUGAUAUAUUGUAUUAAAUGUUGAUGUUUUGAUAAAGACUGAUAUUGAGUAUUGGAGAUAAUUUAUUGUAAGGAUAAGAUUAAAAGGGAAUUGUAGAUAUGACAAGGAGAUGAAAAAGUCAUUUCACAUCACUAGUCACUAAAAAUUUGUUUUUAAGCUAAACAUUGAAGGCUUUCAUAUUAAUUUUUUUGUAUACAUUCCAUUGGAACAAAAAAACAACAACAUUGUUAGGUGAUUGGUAAUGAGAUACAUAAAUAUUUCAUUAAAUUUAGUAAUCCCUGUAGUUUACAAAAAUGAAUUUUAGCAAAGGAUCUCUCAUAGUAUAUCUUGUGUGUUUUAAGUAUGCCAUUGUCUUGGACAUGAUGACCGUGAGUUUUCUUGAAUGUAAUGCUUUCAUAAGAAUCUGUCUUUUGGUUGGUCCUCCUAGCAAGAAUUCAAGUAGAUAUUUUGGAAAAUAGGAAUCCAGAAAUAUUGGUAAGAAUUGUCCCAGUGCGUCAGAUGAUCAGUCAAGAAUGGUAUGUCAAGUUUCAAGAUGUUUGCAAAUAUUCACACAAGAGAUUUUCACUAUAUAUCACUUUGAAUGGUGACUGUUUAAAUAUAUGCUAAUGAAAUACAUCAUAUAUGUAUGCUUUAUUAAAACAGAUCAGAUUUUAACAAAAAUCAAUCUUCCACAUACAAAGACUUCCAUUGUUCUUGAAAAUACCAAAGAUUUGUUCUGGUAUGGGGUUCUCCCUUUCCAUGUUUCGGUAUUUAUUGUAUUAAUGGCUAAGACUUUAGUAAUAAGAUUAUGAGAAAAGAGAAUUAUCUAGGGGAAAAUAUGUUUGAUAAUGUUAAUUUAUAGGAGAUUGUUUAUGGCUAUCAAAGUAAAUAAACAGGAAUUUAUACACUAAUAAUAAAGUGCCAAUACCU